AUGCCCGAGGAAUUCUGGAAGAAAUUCCCGCGGAAGGAUGCAUUACAUUUAGAAAAGAGUGGUUCCCAGCGAAGAUCCGAGGUAGAAGAGCAGCUAUUAGCCUGGGGAUUUCGAAUAGAAGCUAUGUUUUCCGAUGGAUACGCAGCAGAUGAUAUGAUGUGUGACGAUGAAAGACGAAUAUGGUCUGAUUCUUCAUACAGCUUGCUGUAUAAAACAGCAGUUAAACUUCUUCCAGACGAACAGUUGGUACACUCUGAGAUCAUUUUCCUGUGUCGGAAAACAAACCGCAAGGAGUUGCAGCAGCAUCAGCAACUCCCCAACAAAGUUCCCUGCAGCGAAGUAAAAUCCCUAGGCGAUUCUUUUUCAGCAAUUAUGACCACCGAGACCGCGGAGGAAUCCUCAACGCAGAAGGAACCCGUCGCCCCAUCUACCGGGAAAACACCUGAUGAAUGCUCAGAAACUGCUGCUGAUGCGGAAACGAAGCAGGAACAACAACCGGCCUCAUCUGCUACAGCAGAAGAAGUAAUAAUCCCAAGAACUGAAGCUGCAGACUUGAUAAAUGUACAACACUAUCACGUUAACUUCGUCUUCAGGAGCUUUCUCUCAUUGGGCAAAGGGCUUCACAAACAGCAUCUGCUUUCCGCCAAAAGGGCUGAUUUAGAGUUAAGUUCCUGGUGUUCGGAAUCCAGCAUUGUAGUCCAAGAAGCAGGGAAAACCGGCUUGGGCCAUGAAGGAGAGAAGCACCAUGUGGCGCCAAGCCCUCCACCAUACUAUGCACGCCCGUACGUGUGGAAAACGCUUUUAGCAUGGGGUUUUCGGGAGGAACCCUUGGUGGAAGAAACAUUGCAGCUUGAAUCCAUGACUCUUUCAAGGAUGAAGACGCAGGAUGGCUGGUUAUACGGUACUCCGGACUAUGUACGGUUUCCGACGAUGAUGAAAUAUUUCUCAGACCCCCAUGCUGGUGAUUGGGGAUACCGCCCGCUCUUGUACCUUUAUCGGGAAACAGCCGACGACGGGGUCCGAAUGCCGAUGCCAAUUCCAGAAAUGACGGCAUCCUGCGAAGCAGGAACCGUGACACCUGGCAUUGAACCAUCAGCAACAAUCAACAGUCGUGAUAAAGCCAGUCAACCUACAGUGAAACAAGAGGAAUGUGACACUCCAUCUACCCCAGAAACACCGCAGGUGGAACCUUCAUUAGCAGAACUUGGGCUGGAAGAAUCGCAACCUAUUGGAUCGAUAGUUUUUACCAACUGCAUUUUCUCCCCUGGGACCUACGUUUUGAAAAUUCAGAAGUGAAAAAUCAUGUCCCCCUGAAAUAUGAGUUGACUCGGGUAUACUGAAUUUUUCCAUCGAUGUGUUAUGUCGUUGAAUGUCUGCUGCUUUACUUGAGAUUCUUCACCCAUUUUGCGUUUGAAAAUGAGCUGACAAUGCCGAUGUUUUCUUUUGCGUGUAAUAUUUUCGUGUAAUCGCCAGUUUUGAAUAUAUGUGAAAAUAAGGUUCGUC
This is a messenger RNA of Notodromas monacha, 1503 nucleotides long. Lineage: Eukaryota; Metazoa; Arthropoda; Ostracoda; Podocopida; Cyprididae. The record is from the annotation of a GenBank genome assembly.